This is a messenger RNA of Olea europaea var. sylvestris, 672 nucleotides long. RefSeq lists its product as uncharacterized. Lineage: Eukaryota; Viridiplantae; Streptophyta; Magnoliopsida; Lamiales; Oleaceae. The record is from RefSeq and is a predicted model, not a curated record. Bases 1 to 672 code for a protein of 223 amino acids. The transcript has 5 exons.
AUGGACUUUUUGGUAGGAUUUUUGAGAUCAGCAGGAGGACACAAUGCUAGAUGGGUAAUAGUGGACCGUCUAACGAAGUUCGCUCAUUUUCUUCCGGUGAAAAUGACAUUCAGUCUAGAUCAGUUGGCACGGUUGUACAUUAAAGAGAUCGUAGGAUUGCAUGAAACCCCCGUAUCCAUUGUAACCAUUCAGACUUUGAAAGAUAUGUUAAGAUCCUAUGUUUUGGAUCAAGGAGGCAAUCGGGAAUCAAAAAAGAGAGUUUUGGGACCAGAGAUUAUUGAAAGGAUAUUCGUAGCCAUUGAUAAGAUCCGUACUAGGAAAAAGGCAGCGCAAGACAGACAAAAGAGCUAUGCAGAUAUCAGACGAAAGGAUUUGGAGUUUCAAGUUGGAGAUAAAGUCUUUCUAAAAGUGGUACCAAUAAAGGGUGUACUUAGGGUCAGAAGUGUGGCUUAUCGAUUAGCUUUGCCGCUCGAACUAUCACCAGUUCACAACAUAUUUCACAUAUUGAAGAUCAAGAAGUAUAUGUAUGAUCCUGAUUACGUGGUCAAUUAUCAAUCCCUAGAUGUACGUAAAGAUUUAUCUUAUGAGCAAUUACCAAUUAAAAUACUGAAUCGAAAGCAUCACGAGCCUGUCUCAUUCAAGAAACGAGUUGUGGAAGCUCAAACCAUUUAA